GCGGCAGCUCCCUCAUCACCCUCAAGAUGAUGACGUACGCGGACGACUACUCCCUCCGCAAGCUGCUCGAGUGUUAUGGUGUGACGCUGGAUGGCGCCAGCGCCCUCAGGGCGGGGCAGUUCGAUGGCAUCUUUCAGCUGCAGAUGCCAGACGCCGCCAGACUCUACAUCGUCGCCGUGCCCGUCACACGUCUCACCCCCGAGGUGGCGGUGCAGCGGGUGGUGUACGCGCGGGCGGGGGGGGCGCGGGUGGUGGUGGUGCAGCCCGCCGCUGAGUACAGCGGGUCCGCCUUCCGCUGGGACUCAGUGGAUGUUGUCAGCACUGACGACUCCGUCACGCAUAAAAAUAUAACUAGAAUUAAAAAUAACUAAAAUAAGAUAUAAUAACUAAAAAUUAAAAUAACAUACCAUAACAUUAAUGGCAUAACAAUACAGAACAU
Molecule: messenger RNA, 439 nt
Organism: Hyalella azteca
Lineage: Eukaryota; Metazoa; Arthropoda; Malacostraca; Amphipoda; Hyalellidae
Exons: 3
Coding region: 27-371 (114 amino acids)
Source: RefSeq, a predicted model, not a curated record